AUGGAGGCUCUUGAGCAUCUGUGGCACUUUAAGACACUAGUAGUCAAAUGCUGCAGUGAUAUCACGUCUCUGCCCGAGUCCCUUUUCCGCCUGCCUUCACUCACCAAUCUAACCCUUGACAUGCCGCGGCUAUCAGUUCUACCUGACGAGAUUGGGCAUUUGUCAAAGCUCCACACACUCGUGCUAGACCUGAAGGAGCUCGCAAUGCUUCCUGAUUCCAUUGCUCUGCUUACCACGCUCCAAGAGCUCGCCUUAGAUAAUCUCUACAACCUGCGUUCUCUGCCCGCGGACUUGGGGCAGCUGAAUGCUCUUGAAAAGCUGCGCCUGAACAGCCUUCGCGAGCUCACACGCCUGCCUAAAUCUUUCGGGCAGAUGACGGCUCUCCAGGAGCUGAAAAUUCUGGAGUGCUGGCUGCUGCAGGAACUUCCGGACUCCCUAUCCCAGCUAUCUUCUCUCGAGCACCUGGAGAUUAACAGUUGUCCUAGUUUCAGUGUUCUGCCAGAUGAAAUGGGGAACGUGCGGCUGUUGGAGGUGCGGGUGUGUGAUGGGGUUGGCGCGCUGCUAGGGGAUGAGGUCGUGCUGAAACGUACUGCCAGGGGUUCUUCUGCACGCUCCAACAGCACCGCCAGCAGCUCCGGCAGGAGCAUCGCCAGCAGCAGCACCAGCAGGGUACUAUUUCCAUCCCUCAAGAGUCUCAAGUUGAAGUCCCUUCCUUACCAGACCCUUGGUCCGUCCCUUGGCCAGCUCUCCUCUCUCACGAAGCUGAAGCUCCUAGAUAUGUACUACCUUACAUCACUCCCCGAAGCCAUCUGUCAACUUUCGCGCCUGAAAAGGCUACGGAUAUAUUCAGCUGUAAGGUUGGAGGUGUUGCCUGAGACCUUUGGGGGGCUGGCAGGGCUGCGUGUCUUGCAGCUGGUUUGCCUCGAUACAAUACGGCAGCUGCUCGAGUCUUUUGGGCAGCUGAAAAUGCUUGAGACUCUGGAGAUUAUUGACUGCUACACGCUGAUGAAACUUCCACGAUCUUUCGCAAAUCUGUCCAAGCUACAGUUCUGUACGCUCAUCAAGCUUGGGAUCUCAAAAUUUCCAGGAAAUUUCUGGGAGCUGUCUUCCCUCCAAGAGUUGGUGCUGCUCGGGCUGAAGCAGGUCCGCAGCUUGCCUGAGUCAUUUGCUAAGCUGCCUAAGCUACAGGUGCUGCUAGUUACUGCGUGCAACAAGCUGGUUCGGGUGCCAUCUUCUAUCCGGAGAAUGCCAACGUUGCGUGAGUUUGAUAUCAGUGAGUGUCCUUCGCUCCCAUGGCGAGACAGGAGGGGCCUUCGUGGAAGAGAGAACAAGGAGGCCGAGGAGGAGGGAGAGGAAGUGGCGGUUGAUGAAGAGGAGGAGGAAGGAGGGGAGGAGGCAGAGGAUGAGGAGGGGGGAGAUGUGGCAGGUGAAGGGGAAGAGGCAGAUGGGGAGGAGGAGGGUGCAGAGAGUGGUGGUGAGGACUGGGGGAUCAACCAUGAGUAUGGAUUGGGCAGCGAAGAUGAUGGCUGGAGGGCGGGUGAUGACGACGACGAGGAAUAA
This is a messenger RNA of Closterium sp. NIES-65, 1560 nucleotides long. The record is from the annotation of a GenBank genome assembly. NCBI's taxonomy places the organism in Eukaryota, Viridiplantae, Streptophyta, Zygnematophyceae, Desmidiales, Closteriaceae.